CUGUACAGACAAACCACGUCACCUCUACUGCUACAUCUUAUUGUUUCAAGGAAUUAUUGUUUUCGAUACUGAGCAAUUUCCCUGUAAUAUCAUAGUUGCCGAGGAGACUGGGUUGAGAUUGCGUCUUUUAAGGGUCAUGAUUAUGUUGUAUCAACCCAUGUUUUCCAAGUCGUGUUAACCUGCAACUGGGUAUUGUUUCCAUUGUUUCCGCGUCGUUUCCACGUCGUUUCCACGUCGUAUGCUUUAUCGUAUGUUCACUUGCACCUGGGUCGUGAUUACGCCGUAUCGUUUCGUAUCCACGUCGUGAUCACGCCGUAUCGUUUCGUAUCCACGUCGUGAUUCCGCCAUAUCGUUUCGUAUCCAUUUCGUGAUUCCGCCGUAUCGUUUUAUCCACGUCGUGAUUCCGCCGUAUCGUUUCGUAUCCACGUAGUGGUUGCGUCGUUUCCAUUUUGCUAUGGGUCGUUAUAAACACCGUGACUUAGCCAAUCCACUUUUUUUUCUGCUUCGUGCCUACGUUUAAAUCUGGGCUCUUUUUCGACAUGUCACUCCGUUUCGAGGUUGUAGUUCUGUCAGAAUGCACAUUAAGAUUUGUCUGGCUUUUUCCAUUUUCGCAUGUCUCCUAGGUCAUUUUUUCUUGUAAAAAAGUGAUUUGUACGACUUGUUUAGUGUUUUGCCCUUUGAUAAGAUACCAAAUAGGAUUGUAAGAAACACCUGCAUGGUUAUUGCUAAAAAUAAAUGAUGGUAAAAAGAUAAGGGACGAGUUGCUGGGAAACAUGCCAAAUCUAAUGGUGUUUUGUAUUUAUGGUGAGAAGUCACUUUUCGCAGGUCAGGCUGGGGUCAGUCCAUGCAGAAUAAGAAAGAAAGAAAUGAAAAAAAGUAAAUAAAAAUAGACAGUAAUGCCUAAAGUAUACUUAAAGCGAGCAAAAUUUAAAAGGGGUAAAUCAGUUUUAAUAGGUUUUGCUAGACACCUGACAAAACAUGUUUUACACUGAAAAAAAAUUGCAUUUCUCUCACGCCUCGCUUCUGAUGGGAAAAUAGGUGAAAGGAAAACUGGAUUCAGAAAUGAUACGAUCUACCUGCAGUUUAAUUAGUUUUCUUUUUUGUCAAGAAUAAAGUAAGAAAUAGGAAUAGUAUAGGGACCCCUCCCCACCUUUUUCCUGAAUUCAAUCAAAACAUUUAUUCGAGAGUUUAUGUUUCAUCUAACGAAGAGAAUAAUGGUUAGUGUGUCAAUAUAAAUCGAAGUGAACUAACAAACCAGAUAGCUGUAUAGAUUUAAAAAGAGAACUUCUAAUACUCAAAAAGAAAUUAUUAGUUAGUCAUAAAGGAGUAUUUAGCGUUUUCUGAGAUAUCAAGUGUCUCAUUACACCGGAUUAACGUAAAGUCUGUCGAUCGCUCAAAUGAAAAACGUAAAUGAUCACCUGUUUUUAUUUUUCCGUUUUGUUAUUGGGUCUUUAAUGCUAUUUAACUAACACAAUCUAAAGGUCCUUUGACUUGUCUCAAAAGCUCCAGCAUACUACCGAACCUGCUAUUCUUUUCUCAAUUUUCUACGCUUUCUUUCGCUUUGAUUAAAGGACCAUCGAUUUUGCAAGUGUGUGUUUAUAAACGAUGGCGUUUUUUCAAACUGUCAAUUAAAUAAAGGAAGGCAAGUGUCAGCUCAUUGAUACCGUCAUACGUCAAUUCUUCGUGUUAUAAAGGGACCCGUUAUUGAAACUGAAGCACAUCUCUGGUCUAGCGAAUACAACAGAGACGCCUAGGUUCUCAAAGUCUUCAUUCAAGAGCUCUGAUAAGCAUGUCACGGCCAAACGCAACAGCGUCUGACUAUAUCUGCUACGGGAGCGUUUCGCCCUUUAAUAUAGGAGUGGUCGCAUUUUCUUUCGGUACGGGAUUGGUGACGACAUUAUCAAAUCUUCUCCUUUUGUGCGCGAUUUACAGAAACCCUCAGAGAAGUCUGCGUACACCCUCGGCCAUCCUGAUCACCAACCUGGUCAUCUCUGACUUCUUGACGGGGCUCGUGUAUUGUAACAUUGCCGGAACGUCGACCUACCUCCGUAUAACGGCCAACAAUUGCGGCCUCGAUGUACCCGGCGAUACACUAAUGGCGCUGUUUCUAUUCGUCAAUAACUUUACUAUCACAGCUAUGUCCAUCGACCGCCUUAUCGCCGUCACUUGGCCUCUGUCCUACCGAACCAUCGUCACCAACCAUCGCGUUCUCGUACUCAUCGCUUGUGUCUGGCCCAUGGCCGCUUUAAUGGCCUCCCCGAUUUUCAUCAACAGAAGUGUCAAAGAUUCUUUCGAGAAGUUCGUCUACCCCCAUACGCACAUUUCUAUCCCCCUUCUAUUCCUUACGAUUACGUAUAUCUACGUCUUUCAAAAGCUCAAGCGACAACGGGAACAUCUACAGCGCAACGAUGAACGCUCCGAGCAAAGUUUUUUAAGGAAGAAAAAACGAAUUGAGAGAGAUCGACGGUUAGCUUGGACCCUGAUUUUUGUGAUGUGUUCUUUCUGGUUAGCAGCGCUGCCAUAUUUCAUUGCGUUAAAACUCUUUAUUGGCCUGGAAAAAGGCAAUGACACAGCGCGGAAGUUCUGGCAGGUUGCGUCGCGAUUUGUCGUAAUUAAUUCGGCGUUGGACCCGUUGAUAUUAGCGACAAGGCUACCGAACAUCCGUGAGGCGGUGCGGAUUGUUCUCGGCAUACGGGGAAGUAGAGUAGGCGGGGCCAUCACGCGAUCUGUCACAAUGACUGACCACUCAGGAGAUGAGGUGCAGCAUUGAUAUGGUUUGCACGUGAUCCUCACGUGACACGUAGAAUGUGAGGGCGAACGCGUCAUGCUAGCGCGAACAAUGAAGUGCGGUUGAUCAAUGACAGAGUCAAUGUUGUAUUAUAUCGUUGAGGACUUCGUGUGAGAAAGCGAAGUUCGUGUGAGAUAGCUACUCACAUGAAAAGGAUAUUCAUUGACAAAUUAUUACAAAUAGAAUAAGUAUAAUACUGAAAACGAGACGAGUCUCACCUGGUAUUCACGUUAAAGCGAUAUUAAAAAACUAAUUAAAAGAAAAUGAUCACACUUCAGGCAAAGGAGAGGAUAAGUGACUACAUAUACAUACGUGCAAGAGAUACAUAAGACAAUAAGGAUAUUGGUUCUUGUAACAGGAACAAAUCAGUCAGAAGAAAAGAUUGCAACACACAACUAUGAACGUGAAGCUGUUACGUGAAGCAGUGAUUCACUAAUGACGCACACUUGCAAGCUCGUGCCACAGAGAGUGGGCUCGAACAAAGAAGAGAGAUAAUCGGACAUGAACAGCAAAUAGCGUGUAAUCCAUCGAAGGUAGCGUGCAUGUGCAAAUUCAUAAAUCAUAAGACGAGGAGGGAAGAGCAAGCAGCGUAAAAGACGUCACAAUUAAAAAGACAAUUCCUCCUUUCAAAGAAGAGGAGGGUAAACGUGAAGAGCACAAAGAGAAUUGAACGACACGCUGUCAGGAAAAGAGAAAGAAACUCAAAACUGUGUGAUGUGUAUUUGCUGCUGUGGUAUUGCUUAUAAGAUAAGGAAGAGAAUUUCAUAACAAAUGACAAAAAAUAAGAUAAGUUUAGCAACAUAAAAGACAUGUCAAGAACUAACUUCGAGUUAUCUGCGAAUGUGAACAGUAAAGAACUCUUGACAAAUAGUAUGUAUAAUAGAACGGAAGACAUAUCUCCUUAGAGCUAACAGAGAAACAAAGGGUAUUUGAAAAGGGCGGACCGUACGUGGCAUCACUCGGACUAUUAUCCGUGACAGACCCGCGUGAUAUCAACAAAACUAGCCACGUCAAGACGUGAUAUAAUUAAAAUGGAACAUUAAUCUGUGGGCGCCGUUAUUAAGCUUUAGGAAAUAAGGCACACGCACAUAUGUAGGUGAUUUGUUAGUUGUAUUACUGAUUUUAAUCAAAACUGUUUUAUUACGAGUUAAUGAUGAAAUUUUAUCGGCGCUAAUAAAUUUUUUGAUUGUCAGAGCAUCAUUUGAUAUUCCGGCACCUUAUUGUCUUUAUUUUCACGUUUUGGUCUAAACUUUCGGACUCUCAAAUGCGACAAAACAGAAAUCAAAGGCUCUGUGAGCCAACUCGUGAAUGCAAAUGUAUUUUCAUUAUUUUCUUGAGUGCAUAAAAUAUAUACACCAAGAACAGUAUAGUUAAUUAUUAUUAUAAAAAGUAAAAACAUAAAAUAAUUAAAAAAAUAGCGCUAUCAGUGCGGUUGCUGCGGUCGUAGACAAAUGUCCGUACCGCUAGACUAACAUCGCAUUACUGAGUCGGCGUGUAAGGGCGUGUAACUUAAAUUAGUUUUGCUACUAUUGAUAUCGUACGGAGCGAAAAGCUUUUUGCUAUCAUGUCAAAUUUCAGCAUAUUAUUUCCGGAAACAAAAUAAAAUGCCCGCAAUAAUUGAUCACGCUACAUACAAUGUGUUUAUGCAUGUUAACAUUAUAGAAAGGCGCAAAAUCGGUAUUCGAUUAAUAAACACAGAGUGUUUGUA
Nematostella vectensis (starlet sea anemone) is the source of this 4496-nucleotide messenger RNA. RefSeq names its product trace amine-associated receptor 9. The coding region runs from base 1790 to 2770 and encodes 326 amino acids. NCBI's taxonomy places the organism in Eukaryota, Metazoa, Cnidaria, Anthozoa, Actiniaria, Edwardsiidae. Gene Ontology annotation, biological process: G protein-coupled receptor signaling pathway. The record is from RefSeq and is a predicted model, not a curated record. The transcript has a single exon. Gene Ontology annotation, cellular component: membrane. Gene Ontology annotation, molecular function: G protein-coupled receptor activity.